Saccostrea cuccullata (small rock oyster) is the source of this 3021-nucleotide messenger RNA. RefSeq lists its product as uncharacterized. The transcript has a single exon. The record is from RefSeq and is a predicted model, not a curated record. Gene Ontology annotation, biological process: carbohydrate metabolic process. Lineage: Eukaryota; Metazoa; Mollusca; Bivalvia; Ostreida; Ostreidae. Gene Ontology annotation, molecular function: hydrolase activity, acting on carbon-nitrogen (but not peptide) bonds. The coding region runs from base 319 to 2295 and encodes 658 amino acids.
GGAACCUUGUGCCUGUAGGCAUAAAGAGAACUCAUACAUAAGCAGUGUUUUCUUGACAAGCGCCCUGCCUUCAACGUAAUUUGACUACAGCUGACAGCUGAAUAUAUUAGGAAGUCUUUUGCUUUUCAACGUCCAAAGAGAACAGUCGGACUAGUGUGGACUUAAGAUUUUAUAUCUGGAAUAUAUAGCUUAGGUUUUUUUCUUAGUCAAAUUAACUGUUCAAAUUGGAGUUAAGCAAGGAUAUCCGUCGAGCCAAUGCUUCUUUAUUGUAAUAGUGAAUAAGCAGUGGAUCAAGAUUCUAAAACUCUUCUGAAAAAAAUGAUGACGAAAACUGUUUUAAGGCUUGCUUUCUUGUGUGGAAUAUGUACCGUGGUGGAACUAUUAAGCCCUUGUGUAAAAUGUCAAAACGAUGAAACGUGCAAAGCCCCUGACUGCUUCUGUUGCCGAAGUGAGCUUAAUUUACCAAUUCCAUUGAAAAACACACCGCAAAUUGUGUACUUUACUUUUGAUGAUGCCUUAACUGAUGCUGCCUCAAAAUUUUACAGAAAACUUUUUAACGAAACAAGAAUGAACCCCAACGGUUGUCCAAUAUCGAUGACAAUGUUCAUUUCACAUCAAGACACUAUCUAUCGAAAUGUUAAAGAUUUCUACGAGAGAGGAAUGGAAAUUGCUUCCCACAGUGUAACACAUAGCCAUAUGAAAACUUCCAAUUUUAUGCAAGAGGCAAAGAAACAGAAAAGGAAUCUCGCAAAGUUCGGCGGAAUACCAGAAAACGAGAUUGUAGGAUGGAGAAGCCCAUUUCUAGAGCCCGUCGGUGACAUGCAGCCCGAAAAACUCAAGGAAUUGGGAUACCUGUAUGAUGCUACUCUUACAUUCAGUAAAAGAAAAUUAACCGAUAAAGCACCCACACCCUUUACACUUGAUUUUGGUUGGCCCUACGACUGCAAAGUCAAACCUUGUCCCAAGAGGCGUCACUCAGGGUUUUGGGAAGUACCGGUUGUUUCUUUGUUGGACUACAAGCAUAAAUAUGAUUGCGUUUACGUUGAUGGCUGCAAUAAUCCACCACCAAACGAAGCUUCCGCCUACCAGUUUCUCAUGGAUAACUUUAACAGUUACUACACCACUUCAAGAAAUCCGUUUGGGAUCAAUAUGCAUCCGUCCUGGUUUUAUAUUCCAGAUCGACUGAACGCCAUGGACAGGUUCAUAAAUACUUUACUAAAAAUGGACGAUGUAUACAUUGUGUCUGUAGAAAAAACAAUCAGAUGGCUCCAAAACCCAACACCACUAUCUGAAUUACACUCUUUUGAACCAUGGAAAUGUGACCACGUAAAAAACAAACAACAAGCUAACACAGCCACAACGAACAACAGACGCCACAUGGGGUUAUCUCCCAUGGAAAAACAGCACAUGUACAUACAACAACGUCUCCAAAAAAUUGCAGAGAUGCGAAGAGAAAUCGAGUUAAAACGACAACGAGAAUUACAAAUAGAAAUAGCCUUAAAGAAGCAGAGAGAAUUAGAAUUGAUUCAAGGUCAGACUGAUUAUGCUAACAGAGAUUGGUGGUCUCCUCCUCGCAGACACUCAAACAAUAUUCCCCAAAGUCCGUUCACGGAAGAAAUCCCAAAUGCGCAUGUUCUAGAUACCCCGGUAGAUGAAACACCCCUGGAACUUAAUAAACAAGAGGAUCGAGUGGCAAGUAAGUCAUCUACAAAUUCAAAACGCCCAGUUUGGGAGCACAAAUCAAAAAGAAACAAAUCAUCUACAAAAUCAAACCUCUCAAAUAGGGAACAAAUUUUAAAUCGAAAUCAACAGAAACAAAGUUCUAGUACUCAAACAAAAAUUGUUCCCUUUUGGCAGCAGGGGCAACUGGGAUCUCGACGUUUGCCUGAAGCGGCUUUCCAAAGAGACUCCCGUUGGUGGAACAAACCUGUGCCUUACGUGAAUGACUUCAAGUACAUGGUCGCUUAUUCUGUUUCUACUAAACCUCCUUCAGUAACUACAGCUAAAAUAGCAGCAUCAACGGAAUCUCCACCAACUACAUAUAAACCGCCAUCUCCUCCUAGAAGAAGUGCUGGGGUUGAUUUGUUCAGAGAAAAACAGCUCAUAGAAUACCAGCGUAGGCAGCGCCUAAUUCUAGAAAAUCAAAGGAAAAGAGAAGAGAAACAACUAAAACAGCAAAGACAAGAACUCCGAAAAAACGAGAAAGAAUCAUUUACAAAGCAACAGAGAUCUAGAUCUAAACAUAAACCAUAUUUCACCUGGCGAGAAAUUAUUCCUUCUUCAAAACAUCGAUGAUUAAAAACAUAAAAAAAGACUUCUCAGGACUUUUGAAGUUAAGUUUUUUAUUUUCCAUAUGAUUUCCUGCCUCAUACCUUUUUUUCAGUUUUUGAUGUCAAAAACAGGGACCGACCUCAAGUGCUUUCAUUUUUAAGUUAUAUGAAGUAUACAUUUACAUGUAUGUACAUAUCGGGACCAAUAUAUUUUUUUAGUUAUUCUAUCAUUUCUUUGUCUGAAAUGGAAAAAAUGUUAUGAUCUUUCUGUUUUGCAAGUCAGCCCCACGGACAGUUUGUGAUUAGUGUGAAUGUAUGUGAUUGAUGGGAGAUUCCUCAUACUAUGCAUGUAAUUUAUAUUUAUCUGCCUUCGUUUUUGAACGCCUUUUCUGAAUAUACAGUUGUGCCUUUUUGGUGUACAGUGUGUAUGGAAAAAAAUGUGAGCAGUUUUAAUAGCUAUCAUGUUUUUUGGCGAGACAGACUAAAUACCGAAACCCAUUAAAAGUUUGAUAACCAUGUAUACUGAAGUCAUUCAAAAUGCUAAAAAUGUCUUUCUAUCAUGAAGCCAUGCAAAUAAUUUACCGAGUUGUGCGACCGAUGAUAGAUUAUGUGCCAAAUAGAACCAUUUUAUGAUGCUUUUGCCAAAACAUGGUGUUUGUGAAUGGAUGUUUUCCAAUGUUUGAUGUCAGAAUGUGUUUAAUUGCCAAUUUGAGUAACAGAAUUCAUAAUAAUAAAAAUUAUAUACUUACCA